Mugil cephalus (flathead mullet) is the source of this 2145-nucleotide messenger RNA. RefSeq names its product CMP-N-acetylneuraminate-beta-galactosamide-alpha-2,3-sialyltransferase 1-like. NCBI's taxonomy places the organism in Eukaryota, Metazoa, Chordata, Actinopteri, Mugiliformes, Mugilidae. Gene Ontology annotation, molecular function: beta-galactoside (CMP) alpha-2,3-sialyltransferase activity. The transcript has 8 exons. Bases 103 to 1110 code for a protein of 335 amino acids. The record is from RefSeq and is a predicted model, not a curated record.
GUCAGUAGUGACACACUCAUAUAGUGGUAGUUGGACCAGAAGCGCAUUCACUGAUCAGAUCGUAGCCGUUUCCCUGACCACAAGCGUCACACAUCCAGAAAUAUGUCAAAGUUGAAGAUGUUAAAGAUGAUCUCUAUAGCCCUGUGCUUCGCCGGCAUUCUUGUGUUUUUAACAGGACUCACUGAGUUCAAUAUUCAGUUCUUUCUUGAUAAUCAAACCCUCUGUGGGACGUGUUUAUCCCCCAAAAAUCAGCUGUGCUUCCACCCCUUAAAACCCCCAGUUGAGCCGCUUUUAUCUGCGAACAACAACCUCUCAGAGGAUGAUUUCAACUGGUGGAAGCACUUACAGGAUGAAAAACUAGACUACAACACAUAUAAAGAAACAGUGAACAGCCUGUUUCAGACAUUCCCAACCAUCCUGGAGUCUUUAAAGCCCAGCAGAGACAGCUGUAAGACCUGUGCUGUGGUGGGAAAUUCUGGUAACUUGAAGGGAUCACGUCGUGGACCUCAGAUAGAUUUCCAUGAUUACGUCAUCAGAAUUAACAGGGGUCGCACCAAAGGCUUCGAAGAAGAUGUCGGCACCAAAACAACUCAUCGGGUCAUGUAUCCAGAGAGUGCCGUGGAUUUAGACAACUCCACUCACCUUGUGUUGGCUCCAUUCAAGAUACUGGAUCUAGAGUGGCUCAGGAUGAGCAUGACAACUGGAUUUCAUGGAAUGUCCUAUGUUCCAGUAAAAUCAAAAAUAGCAGCCAACAAGGAUUUGGUGAUGGUGAUCAACCCGGCUUACAUAAGACACGUUCAUGACACGUGGCUGGGAAAGAAGGGCCGGUAUCCAUCCACUGGCUUUAUAACUUUGGCUCUUGCGCUGUACAUUUGCAAUGAGGUCCAUGUGUUCGGCUUCGGAGCAGACAAGGAUGGAAACUGGAAUCAUUACUUUGAGGAACUCCGGGACAAAAAGCACAGAACUGGAGUACAUCCAGGACAACAGGAAAUUGACAGCAGCCAGGAGUCUCAUACUCUUACACAGCAAAAUGAGACUUCUGCUUUCCAGAGAACAAGGAAGAAAGAAGAUUUACACAUGAUGGUUGCACUACUUUUUUUUGUAUGUUAAAUGUUAUUUUUAUAAGCGUAUCAGGUGACUGAGCUGUAUGUAGAAGUUUGUAAAAAAAAAAUGGAGGAAUCAUGCACGGUUUCACUGUUUGUUUGUAUUUAUUUCUGAUCCAGGAUGCACUUUUAUAUUAUUGAAGGGAAUUUACUGUUAUGUCGAAAACAGAAAGUUUUGAUGAGGUUGAGAUUGUCAAAGGUACUGUGGUUGUCUCAUGUGGGCGGCUAUGGCUCAAUAGGUAGAGUGGGUUGUCCAUGAACUGAAGGGUUAGCGGUUCGAUCCCCCAAGUGUGCCAUAUGCUGAAGUGUCCUUGAGCAAGACACUGAACCCCCAGUUGUUCCCAGUGUCAGUUGCACUGGUGUAUGAAUGUGUGUGUGCUUGUGUGAGCAAAUGGGUGGAUGUGUCUCUGACUGUAAAAGUGUUUUGAGUACCUUUGAGUAGGUAGAGAAGCGCUAUAUAAGAGCAAGACUAUAUGCCCUUACUUGGUAAUAAGAGAAUAAAUCUGCCAGUAGACAACAAACCUAAGGCCUUGUUUCUUUGCAUCCCAUGUUUAAACUUAAUUUUCUGUUUGUUUAUUUUUUAAUUGUAUUUCAGCCUUGAAUUAAAUAAAAACUAAUAAAAAUAAAUAGCAAAUAUUCAGCAAAACCCCAAGGCUGAAAACCCUCAGAGUGACCAGAUCUUUGAACAACAAGAAACCUUGAGCAGAACCCAGUUCCUAUGGAGGGACACGUCUGCUUAAGACUGCUGUGGUAAUUUUCCAUUAAGCAUGUUUUGUACUCGUUUGCUCGUUUCAUGUGUACUGAAGUAGUCAGACAGUUAUGGGGCCAUUAUUGUGGCAAAACUAUUUGCAAAUGUGUAUUUCUAUACACAAAUGAGUCACCAGAUCUAUAAAUGUGUAACCAGGUCCACAAAUGUGUAAUAAACAACUCACAAAUGAGUCACCAGAUCUAUAAAUGUGUAACCAGGUCCACAAAUGUGUAAUAAAUAACUCACAAAUGUAUAACCAGAUCUAUAAAUGUGUAACCAGGUCCACAAAUGUGU